AGAUUACAAGAUGGCGAAUUGUAAACAAAACUUUUGAUUACAAACAAAAUGAUGCCAAUGAUCGUAUUGCUAACAUUAUGCCAUCAAACAUCAUAUCCAUACCCCCUGUUGAUUUGACAAGGGUCAAUGCUGUUAAGCCUGCCCUUGGUUUGCGCUAUGGAAACUUUGAUGGCAUCAAGUUCCUCCCCCCCAUUCAGGGUCAGGAAACAAUUCAAGAUGAGAGCAUUUGGUCCAUCCAAAAUGACCAGAUCUGUCAAAGGGUUUGUCAAUGGAUGGAGCAGUGGCGACCCUGGCAACAAAAAACUUUGAUUUGUGGGAUAGCUAAUAGGUGCACUUUGAGUCAGCUGGAAAUUUUGUCUACCACUUUAGAACCGCUCAAGCCAAGACCGAGAGAAUACAAGCCUAAAACUUUGAAGAUCACAAAAAAGGUUAAAGAUAAAAAUAGACUGCAUAGAAAAAAGAAAACUAGUCUUGUCUCAACAAAAUCAGACACAAACAGUAUCAGAACUAUUUCACAGCAGAGACAGAUCAGCACAACAUGGGACAACACUGCAGAAAGUUUGAAGCUAACCAAAGACAACAAAGCAAAAAAUGACGUGGAAGGAAGUCUUGAUAAAAGUGUUGAAGAACUCACUCCGAAAAUUGACAAUAAUAAAAAGAAAACUACAUCUAUGAAGAAUGGAGAAGAGAAGACUGCUAAAAAUGAUGGAAGUCUGCUAUUCAUCACUGAUGAGAAAGGUAAUCUAAUUAGAACAGCCAAAGAGGGGAAUACAACUAUAUCUACAGAAGCAGACGUCAGCUUCAUUUCAGUUGAUCAAUAUGCAUCAUUAUUAUCUUCUUCUAUAAUUGUAUCUGUUUUUACUGACAUUACAGCAAAGUCUUCAGUUAUUGUUAAAAAUAGUACAUCCAACUCUGAACAUGUGUUGAAUGCAUCAAAGACUACAAACAACAUAACAUCACUACCUCAAACUGUUAAUGUUCAAGCAGGUCUUAAUGAAAAAAGAAAAGUUUCCACAGUUUCCUACACAGACCUAAAAACACAAGCUCCUGAUACACAAUUGCAAUCUCUAGAAGAUUCAACAAAAUUUUUGGGAGGUGUUCUUGACUUUAGUUCUGAUCCAAACUUGAAUUACUCUGUACCUCAGAGAAGCAGUGCCAGUCGUUAUCGCUAUCAGGCCUUCUCCAACUCUGCCAGUACAAUGGAGUACUUUGAUAGAAGGAAAGUGUCUCUUUUAGGACCCAAGCAGUAUACCUCCACCCAGAUGUCUGUUGACAGACAUUUCAGAAUUGGGUCUGUGCCAGUAUCUCUACAAAAGUUUUAUAAAAAUUCUAAGUGGUGGUCACCUAGGUCACUGUCCAGCAGGCCUCUUCAUCAGUUUAAUAGCAAAGAUCUUGCCCUGAACUUCAAAGAUCAGCUGCAGACUGUAUGGAAAUGGUUUGACCAAUGGGAGAGCCCUGAGAGAAUUACUUUCAUGAAAGAAUUAGUUUUGGUUAGCUCCCCUGAAGUGCUUAACUCUUUGAUAAGCAAUAUCCAGCAAAGACUGAAUAGCAGAAAGAGUGUCAAUUCCUUGCCAGAUAAGCUGCUGCUCUAUAUUUUAUCUUUUUUAGAGCCAAAACAAAUUAUUGAAGCGUCAAAGGUUUGUCGCAAAUGGCGCUAUCUGUGUGCCAGGGAGGAUCUCUGGAUUUUGAAAUGUUUGGAAUUAGGGGAAAAGGAAGGAAUCUCUAACAUGCCAGAUUUGAUACAGAAUGCAAACCAAAAUGCUUUGGGUAUAGACUGGCUGUUAGCCUACACCCAGCUCAAAGAAAUUAUAAAAACCAUCAGGCAUAACACAAAGAAAAAAUAUGGAGAUCCAGAAGAAAAUAGUAUGCCAGAAGCACAAACAGAGUUAAAUACUUUGAAAAGUUAUCAAGAAAAGACAAACAGAGGAAAAAUUAGGAUCAAACUCUCACAUGAGAGUAAUGCAGUAAUUAAAACAACUCAGUUUGAAGAUUUUUCUGAGUUGACUCCAACAGAUGGUGAUGACAGUGUUGAGGCCAUGCAAAUCGACUCUCAGGAUAUAUAUGGAAAAGUCUCAGUGAUCCCCAGACCUCAAUUAGCUGGUUUGCCAAAAAGAUCAAAGUCCCUAAAGAUGUCCACUUCCCUUGACCAGUCAGAAGGUUUGUUUGAUGAUAGUGACAGUGUGAAGAACAAAAGUGUCUGGAGAGCAGAGGAGGAUACUGACAGGACAGUUUCCAAGUACAGUACAUCACAUUCAAAUGAACAGACAUCUGGAGGAAGUGAUACAGGAAAAGGUGAAACAAAGUAUAGUGAGCUGGGAAACAGUGAUUUUCAGAAAAGUGAAUCACAGGAAAAUGAUACAAGAAAAAGUGAAACACAGUAUAGAGGGAUGGAAAAAAAUGAUUUUCAGAAAAGAGAUUCACAGAAAAAUACUGAAAGAAAAAGUGAAACACAGAAAAGUGAUGUCGGAAGAGAUGAUGUAAUGAAAGAAAGUAUUGCAUCAUCCAACAGAAAUGUAUCUGUACAUGAUGUAGCGAAGGUAAAUGAGCAAGAAGAAAGUGUUACCUCCCAUGACAUAAAAACUGAAUUAAGACGCAGUAAAGACAUUCUCGGAAAGCUAGUCAGCAGGACAAGUCUGGAGUGGAAAAGUCCAGAAGUACACUAUGAGCACUCUAGAAUUACAAUGUAUGCUGGGAAGGUUUUAGCCUUAAAGAAAAUGAGAAAAAUAGAGGGACAUCUGAGCAGUGUUACUUGUGUUUACUUUGACGCCAGACGCCUCAUCACAUGUGGACUGGACAGAGUCAUACGACUGUGGGACGUCCGCAGUGGGAGGAGCUUGCAUAAAUUUCUAGGUCACAAAGGUGGAAUACGCUGUGUCCAGUUUGAUAAUGAAAUACUGGCCACAGGUUCAUGGGAUUGUCUUAUAAUGAUCUGGAGUAUGAGGAAUCUAGACAACCUAACGACAUUACAAGGUCAUGGUGACUCAGUCACUUGCCUGGAGUUCAACGCUGACAUUCUUGUCUCAGGUUCCGCGGAUCGGUCAGUCAGAGUCUGGAAGCGACCAACAUUCUACUGUUUCCACGUCAUCAACUUUGAAUCGGCUGUCCAGAGUCUGGCCAUGUGUGGUCACAUGUGCGCAGUCACUACAGCCUCUUUACAAACUGAACUGAUAGACGCACUAUCUGGCAGUAGACGUAUGAAAUUUGAAUCGCCGCUUGGAGUUAUAAAUAGCCUAGCGGUACACGGUAGUCUUAUGCUGGGAGGCGAUAGUCAAGGUCGGGUAUGCUUCUGGAACUUCAGGACCGGAGAAAUGGAGGCUGCUGUCCAGGUUCACCUUGCGACCAUCCACAGAGUGACCUACCACGCGGGACGGUUCUACACGGCCUCCAGCGAUGGUAGCAUCCAGGAGUGGGACCUGAAGACGAUGACCUGUCUGAGAGUGUUGAAGGGCCACACGGGGCCAGUUCGAGACGUCAAGGUAUCGAACCAACGAAUCGUCAGCUGCGGUGAUGACGGCACAGCUCGGAUCUGGGACCUUGCUCAUCGAUAAAUAAACCAUUUUGUCAACACUACAAGAUUCGCACUGGUCCUGGGAAAAGUUAUGUGCCAUCACGUGAUACACAGCGGUCACGUGACUUUGUUUUCUUAAAUAUAGUUAUCAAUCAAAUGUCUCGAAAUAGCCUCUCCUUCCAUUCGCACUAUAAGUUUUAAUUAAUGUAGGCAUCAAUAUAGAUAUUUUGUAUUCUUUGGUAAAUGUUAUCAACGAUGAUUCUUCAACGCUUUAUGCAACUUUCUACUAGUUGUGUAGAUUUUGUAGUGUACCGGUAGUGAAAGAUACAUUAUUAUUGUGAUAUUACAUUUAGCUUCACAUUAUUAUUGUGAUAUUACAUUGACCUUCACAUUAUUAUUGUGAUAUUACAUUGACCUUCACAUUAUUAUUGUGAUAUUACAUUUAGCUUCACAUUAUUAUUGUGAUAUUACAUUUAGCUUCUUCCAUAUUCUCUCUAGUGAUAUUUUCAAUGUUUAUACCAAAAAAUCAUGGGACAAUUGUUGAAAGAUAUAAUGUAUAUAAUAGUUAAGGACUUUUUAAUGGUUGUCGGAUUUGUGGUUGAAUAGCGUAAACCGUUUGACCACCUAUCAAACGGGUUCGCGUUUGAAUCCUGACUUGAGACGAGUUGUUUUUUGCUAAUCUCCUAAAGGCAGCACGGAAACCUCCUCUCAGAUACCCCCCCCCCCCCAUUAAAAAAGAAACUGGACCAUAGCGCACUGAGUCUGAUAUAGCUUAAAAGAUGCACCAUCCAAACAAGGAGCGAAUGUAUACAUCUACUAAACAUUAUACUAUUCUAAUGAUAGGUAUGAGAGUCUAGGCCAUGUAGACUUAUGCCCAUGAUCUACACUUCUAGACAAUUGUUAGAAUCGUUUUAGAAAAUUUGUCCACCCACCCAUAAGGUUCCACUAUGAAAGCGUGACUUGAAUAGAGGCUUUUUUGAUGCUUCUUAUGUUUAUUGGAUUUACACACAAAAAUGUGUUUUUGUGAAGUCUAACUUUGUUAUACUUUACAUUUAUUUCCAGCAACUUUGUGUGUGUGUGUUUGAACGUUUACACCUUCCACUCUCAAAAACAAAAUACUCAGAAAGACGCAAAGAUAACGGCACAUUUCUUACGCCAUAGGCUAGGACAAAUUCACAUAAUGCUCUUUCUUUUCAAGUGCCACUAGACUUCACUAGAGCAUGGAGCACAGUUUGUCUGAAUCAUGGAAACCAAUGACUUAGCAGAGUUUAGGUGCUCGGCUACAUGAACGCUCCGUCUGUCUGGUACACAGUUUAAACACGCUAUUUCACCCACUUCACUUUCUCGGAUCAAGUUGAAACCUUGCACAAUUAGUCAUGGUUUCUUAUAAAACAUGAACCAACCAAAACAUUAACCAAUUAGUUAAUUAAAUUAAAGUAAUUUAUUAUUUUUGUUUGAUAUUAGAAAAAGGGAAAUAUUCUUACAAUAUUGAGAUAUGUGUCUGUAAAUAUGGAGUUCUUACCCUUUGACAAUCUUUGUUCUUUUUUUUCUUUUUUUUAUUUCGCUUCUUUUUGAAGGAACGAUUAAAGUCAACAUCAAGCAAAAAAAAAAAAAAUGGAGCAUAUCAAACGGCAAUGAUGUGUGACGCUACACGUAGUUUGACACCCCACCCUUUUUCCCCUUUUUUUGAUGUUGAAUGGUAUGAGUAGAUUGAUGGGUUUGGUUUCUCUUUAUUCAGUUUUUGUUUGGAUAGCAUCUAAACUACAUUGAUUGCUGUACUUUUUAUAGGCUAAGGAUUUUGUAUACAUUUUUUUAGUCUUCUUGAUUUUUUGUAGUAUAAUGACUUUAAUGUUUAUAUUUGAUAAUUACUCAUUAGUAUCAGUUUAUUGUUGUCUUUCAAUAUUUCUAAUCUAUUUAUUAGACUAGCCUACUGAAAUAUGUAUUCUUUUAUAAUUAUUAUUUGUCCAUUUGUCUUUUGAUAAUUUGUUACGGGCCUUUUUAUUUCCUAGUUUAUUGAUAUUUUAGUUAAUUGAAUUCUCUGUUGUUGUUUUUUUUUGAUGCAGUGGAGUCCCAAUAUUUACCACACAAAAAAAAUCAUUUUCCAUAUCAAUGGGUUGUUGACAAUUGUUUUUUAAUCGCGCAAACCGAAUACGAAAAUGUCAUAGACACGCCUUCCAUCUACUUAUUGGAAUUAACCUUUAACUUUUUUCAAAGAGUUGUCCACCCUUCCCCUAAAUACCUCGAGUACUUCCCCUUAGCCAUGUACAUGGCAUCCAAACAUUUUCACCAACCUACAAGAGGGCAAGAAAGAUUUACUUCUGUAAAACCCUAGUUUGCUCAACUGUUAUAUUUCUUUGUGAUAUUGUUUUUAUAUAUUACACUAUUUAUUUUAUAUCGCAUAUGUACUAUACAGAGGUUUUUUGUUUUAACGGAACACGAAGUUUGUCCUUCGCUUACAGAUUGAUCUUGAAGCUAUCCAGUAAGUUAGUGAGAAUGGUACUCAGGUGAAUGUUCAACAACUUUCUUCUUUUAAUUUGGUAUAUAUAUAUAUAUCACAUCAUCUAUAUAAUGUCAUCUAUACAACGUGAUUUAUAGCUUUACAAUCAACUUGACAAUACUUUCAAUAAACAAAAUUACAUACUGAUGUUUUCUAUU
This is a messenger RNA of Biomphalaria glabrata, 6163 nucleotides long. RefSeq lists its product as uncharacterized. The transcript has 21 exons. The record is from RefSeq and is a predicted model, not a curated record. Bases 78 to 3548 code for a protein of 1156 amino acids. Gene Ontology annotation, molecular function: protein binding. Lineage: Eukaryota; Metazoa; Mollusca; Gastropoda; Planorbidae.